This is a messenger RNA of Equus quagga, 2142 nucleotides long. Its product is annotated as collagen alpha-1(I) chain-like. Lineage: Eukaryota; Metazoa; Chordata; Mammalia; Perissodactyla; Equidae. The coding region runs from base 1 to 2142 and encodes 713 amino acids. The transcript is spliced from 4 exons. The record is from RefSeq and is a predicted model, not a curated record.
AUGCCAGGGGCUGAUUACGGGGCCUUUCAGCCGGGGCAGCCGACGCGAUUUCAGAGCAAUUUCUCCGAUUACUCAGCCCAAGACCGCCCGGGGCGCGGCUCCAACGACACUCCCGGGCCCGCGGAGCCCCCUACGCAGCCACCUCGCGGCCCCGGCCCCCCGCUCGCGGGCCUCGGCAGGAGCCCGCGACAGGCCAAACCGAGACCGCCACCCACCGGCACCGCGUCCGCCGGCGCUUCAAGCUCCAGCGAUCGGGUCCCUUUCUGCGGCCCCAGCCCUGGCAUGGAGACCUGUGCCUCCCCGGGGUGCAGCGAACCGGCUCCCUGCGGCCCCGAAACGGCCAGGGGGCCCCUGAGGCCUCCAUCCGUCCUCAGUCUGCGAACUCGCCGCUCAGAGGCCCAUCCGCCCCGGGCUCGCGCCGCUGCCCUGGGCUUUCGUGACCUGUGGCUCGCGGAGCUGGGCCCCCAGCUACGAAUCGCGGAGCUGAGAAAAGGGACGCAACUGCGUCUGCGGGGCGGAGGAAGGAGCUGCGGGGGCCGCUCAGGGUCAGCCUCGCCCACCCCACGGGAGCCAGAACGCCAGGGGGCUGUGCGCCUGCCGCCCGACCUCGCCCUGGCCGCUCGGCCACCUCGCCCGACCCGGGCGCCUGCGGCUCUGGCCAUCUCCGGAGACCAACUGGUUUUCAAAUGGACAGAACCGGGAACUGGGGAGCCGGGCGCCGAGCUUCCAAGGCUGAACCCGCCGGUGCAGACGACGGGGCGAGAGAGAGGAGACGAGCGCGCUGCCAGCUCCGGUCCCCGCCCCCGCCCCGCGCCGGCCGAGCAGGGAACCGGCCAACCGGGCUGCCCAGCGUCCCGCCGACGAGCUCCCGUGCGCGAACAGCAUGGAGCCCGGGCACGCGGGAAGGGGCGCCCCGCCGAGGUCCUCGAGAACCAGCCCGAGCGCCCACGAGAGAGGCCGCAGGCCCGUGGGCGGGGCCCGACCCGGAGCGAGGCCCGCGGCCAGCACUGCCCUCCGGGCCGCCGGGCGCCGCCGGCCGGGUGCGGGGUGCUGGGUGCGGGGUGCGGGGCGCGGGCGCGCAGGGAGGCCGGGCCGGACCUGCGCCCAGGGACUGAAUCUCCGCUGCGGGAGGCCUCGGAUCGUCGGGCCCAGGCCGGGCGGGGCACCGGCUCCGAGCUGCGGCCGGGGGCGGCGCAGAGCCGGGUCACCGCGUCCCCGGCUCCGGAAGGCGCGCGGGCGGGCGCGGGGCCGGAGGGAGCGCGCGCUCGGAGCCGCGUGCAGGGUUCAGCCGUGUUUCGGUUGCCCUCUGACCUGACCCUGGGCGCACAAAGGCCUCCCGGGUGCGCCGCCAUGGCCCAGCCUUCAGUCGCUGCCAAAUUAAUGAGCCCACGUCAGGUUGGGUUUACAGCUCGGCCGGGAAGCAGCCGAGUGGAAAAUGAGCCCGGGGCGGCCGCGGGGCCGGGGAAGUCGAGGCCGCGCCGCGGCGCCCUCCGCUCCCGCUCUCCCUGCUGCCGCCUCCCGAGGGGGCGGGCCUGCCGGGGAACCCGCUGGUCUGCGAGCAACGGGUCUGCCCUGCUUCCCGACGCCGCCGCAGACCCCGCAGCCGCGAAGCUCUCCACGCUGGACAGGGCGGGCCCCGGGUGCAGCGUCCCCAGCGCGGCCGACGACGAGACGGUGGAGGCGGCGGCGGCCGCGGCGGCCACGAGCGAGCGGCUCCAGCGCUCGCGCCCUGCCACGGGCAUCCUGGAGCGAGUCCCUCGCUCGCGCGCUGCCGGCUCCCGGCGGCGGCUGGGCGUCUCCACCGCACCCAUCCAGCCGUACGCGGGACGGGACCCUUUGCCGCGAGGCGGGCGUGGACCACGCCGCGUGGACGCGGACAGUGGCGGGGUGGCCCGGUGGGGAGGGUUCCCCCUGGCGGCGGCGCGGUGGGGCCCGGACCCGGAGCUCCCCGGCGUUUGGCGAGUGUGGCCGGCGCUCCCGGGCUUCCCCGCACUGGCCUGCGGGCCGCCGGGUUUUUCUUUCGUGAGGCCCCACUUCCCCUUCUCUGGAGCGACUGGGCGGGCGCAGAGGCGUUCCCUGGGGCUGCUGGAUUCUGAUAUUCCCGCGGGCUGCUUAGGGGCGCCAGCAGCCCCCCGAGAUUAG